Molecule: messenger RNA, 810 nt
Organism: Bacidia gigantensis
Lineage: Eukaryota; Fungi; Ascomycota; Lecanoromycetes; Lecanorales; Ramalinaceae
Exons: 5
Coding region: 1-810 (269 amino acids)
Cellular component (GO): cytosol
Molecular function (GO): oxidoreductase activity
Source: RefSeq, a predicted model, not a curated record
AUGGCAACCGCAAUGCAGAAACGACUCGAGGGAAAGACAAUUGUCAUUACAGGUGCUUCAUCAGGCAUUGGGAAAAGCACAGCAUUGGAAUUCGCUCGAACUUCACCUACGAAUUUGAAAUUGAUAUUGACCGCUAGGAGAGUUGAUAUGUUAGAAGAAUUGGCUAAAAAGAUCAUGGAAGAAGCUGGCCCUGGAGUUAAGAUACUGCCAGUGCAGAUGGACGUCAGCAAGUCCAGCGACGUGAAGCAUUUUGUGGGAAACCUGCCAGAGGAAUUCAAACAGAUUGAUGUACUUGUGAACAAUGCGGGCCUGGUGAAGGGGGUGGAUCAAGCACCAAAUAUCAAAGAUGAAGAUAUCGAGACCAUGUUCUCUACAAACGUUACUGGCUUGAUCAAUAUGACGCAAGCCAUCCUACCGAUCUUCAAGAAGCGCUCGGAAGGAGGCAGGGGUGACAUAAUCAAUAUUGGGUCGAUUGCUGGGAGAGAUCCUUACCCAAAUGGCUCAAUAUAUUGCGCUACGAAGGCGGCCGUGUCGAGUUUUACAGAUGCAAUGAGGAGAGAGUUGAUCAAUACAAGAAUAAGAGUGAUGGAAGUCGCUCCGGGUCAAGUGAAGACUUUCUCUCUUGUCCGCUUUUACGGGGACGAAGCCAAAGCAGACGCUGUGUACAAGGGAUGUGAGCCAUUGACGCCAAAGGAUAUCGCCGAGGUAGUCGUGUUCAAUGCUGGGAGAAGAGAAAAUGUGGUCAUUGCAGACUCAUUGAUCUUCCCAAACCACCAGGCUGCUGCCACUGUCAUGCAUAAGAAAUCGUGA